Culex pipiens pallens (northern house mosquito) is the source of this 1888-nucleotide messenger RNA. RefSeq names its product acetylcholinesterase-like. The transcript has 3 exons. The record is from RefSeq and is a predicted model, not a curated record. Lineage: Eukaryota; Metazoa; Arthropoda; Insecta; Diptera; Culicidae. The coding region runs from base 77 to 1750 and encodes 557 amino acids.
UCGAGCGAUAGUUGAGGGAUCGCUGUGGUGUAGUUCGGUCGGUUUUAUUCAUUCGUAACCAGUGAAAACUGUUAAAAUGCCUAUGGAAGAUUCGUUACUCCAGCUAUCUGCUGGGAAAAUUCGUGGACGGAAAGAUACACUUCCGAAUGGUGAACCUUAUUACUUUUACAAGGGUAUUCCAUAUGCUCAGAAUCCAUUAGGAAAUCUCCGGUUCAAACCUCCAGUACCGUUGGACAAGUUCGAGGAGGAUGUACUUGAUUGUGGCUAUGAGAGAAAUUCGUGUCACUCGUUAAUAUGCGUUCCUCCAGUGGUUGCCGUUGGUGAAGAUUGCCUGCAUGCCAACGUCUACACUCCGUUGAAGCCGGCUAAUGUGGAUCAAGGACGGCGACUUCCAGUGAUGGUUUGGAUUCACGGUGGAGCGUUCAACGCCGGAUCGGGUGACUCUUCGUGGUAUAGUCCAUGGUUUCUAGUUCAGGAAGGCGUCGUAGUGGUGACCUUUAACUAUCGGAUCGGUCCGCUUGGUUUCCUGUGUCUCCCUUCAAUGGGCAUUCAUGGAAAUAUGGGACUGAAGGAUCAGCGACUCUUGUUGAAAUGGGUCCAUGACAAUAUCGCCCAGUUUGGAGGAGAUUCUGGGAAUGUAACGCUCUUUGGAGAAAGCGCGGGUGGAGCAUCAGUGCAUUUGCAUUAUCUGACGGAGAGUUCCAGACAGUACUUCCAUCGAGCCAUCUGCCAAUCCGGAACCGCAUUCAACGUUUGGGUUGAACAGCAGGAACGGGACACCAAGACUCGGAUGUUGGCUCAACUUCUUGGUUGUACAGGAACCAGUGAUGACGAGAUUUAUGAAACAUUGAUGAACGCCUCGGCACUUGAUCUGACGACUCAUUCCGAAGAUUGCAUGUCGGCCUAUGAUAGACUCUGUUUCCGAUACUUCCCGUUUACCCCAACGGUUGAGUCUGACGACUCGGAAGAACCCUUCAUUACCGAACAUUACGUCGAUGCGCUGAAGAAGCCCUUUAAAACUCAUAUCCCUCUGAUCAGUGGCUUUACCAGCAAUGAGGCAAUUGCUAUGAUACCUUUCGUAUUACAUGCGAUGGAUUGUUAUGCCACCGACUUGAAGUCGUUUGUACCACCUAAUUUUCCAGUUACGGAUGAGAAAAUACAGCUUGAAGUGGGAAAAGAAAUAAGGAAUUUCUAUUUAGAAAACGAGAACCUAACAGUGGACAAUCUAUCAUCAUUCCUGAAUUUUAUGUCUGAUUGUUCUUUUAUCAUUCCAACGUACGUAGCAAGUGAAUUGCAUGCAAGAUUUCAUCAAAGCACUCCCCAAUUCUGUUAUCGCUUUAAUUUCGUGACGGAGCUCAACUUUUUAAAACUGAUGUCCCAGCAAGGCAGUUUCAACUUUGGCGGGGCAUCCCACGGCGAUGAUAUAUUCUAUCUCUUCAAGGAUGGUGGCUUUGUGACCCCGCCAGUAGAAGCCGGAACCCAGGCCGAUAAGCUUCGCCACGUGAUGUGCCGUCUUUGGACCAAUUUUGCCAAGUUUGGUGAUCCAACGCCGCCGUCGGACAGUGAGCUAGGAUUUACUUGGAAGCCGUCGGUUGCCGCCGAACGAGAUGAUUUUGUCAUGGAUGCGUUGGAUUUGUCCGCGGAAUCCAUCCGGAUGGUGGAGGGGCCGUUUCACGAGAGGAUUCAGUUUUGGAGGAAUCUGUUUGCCAAGUAUGGUGGUAAUAUUUUGGAUAUGAAGUAUUUGAAAUAAAUAUAUUUACUGAAAAAGUCAAUUCUAAUUCUGAAAAAAACGAUUCAGACUAGAAGGAUAUCUUCAAUCCACAUAAGGUCAAUGUCUUAUAAAAACUUGCAAAUUUCAAAAGGAAAUUGAGCCGCUAAAACUUUCACG